UCACCGGCCGGGUCCCAGUGAUUGACAGCCAUAGCUGAUGCAAAGCAGAGCCAUACAAGGCUGUGUGCUUACAGUGAAACACAGCACACAGUAAAACACACACAGCACACAGUUAACCCUUUGAUCGACCCUCAUGUUAACCCCUUUCUGCCCAGUGUCAUUAGUACAGUGGCAGUGCUUUUUAUUAGCACUGAUCACUGUAUUGGUGUCACUGAGGAAAUCAGUGACACCAAGUCAACUCCCCCCAGUGUUAGAAUGCUUGCCACAGUGCCGCUAU
Staurois parvus is the source of this 277-nucleotide messenger RNA. Lineage: Eukaryota; Metazoa; Chordata; Amphibia; Anura; Ranidae. The record is from the annotation of a GenBank genome assembly.